AUGGCUUCCUUAUACUGCUGGCAGCAUAAAGAUCAGGCAGCGUCAUCCAAUACCUGGAAUGACACCGUUACUCCGGCGAAGCCGAGGACCAGCAUCGACACCUUAAUGGACAGACUCGGCGUUCUCGAGAUCAAUGAUAAGCCACCAAGAGGAUCUCAGAAACAGAAAACAGGCCAAAGUGGUUGCAGUGAGAAGCGUCGCCCGCGGUCGAAGAAAACCCUCUGCUGCUUUGAGAUUGUGGACGACGACAAGGAUUCCAGGCCACCGGCGCCUGUUCGGACGCCUGUACAAAAACGACCGACACAAUGCCGGUCGUAUACUCCUCAAACUUCAUAUCAAAAUGUGCGUCGACCAGCCUCAGUUCCACGGCCACAGCACGUGGGAGUGCCCUCAACUAGACAGGGAGUAUCUUCUGCUCCGCAAACACCGUCUCGACCGUCUUUCCCCAACAACACAAAGAAUUCCUCGUCGUCACAAACCCCAUCUCUGCUAUCAUGGAUUCCUACAACUCAUUCCCCACAAACGACAUCUAUACUUCUUACAGAGCUGGCGAAGCCUAUUUCCACUGCCGACGAUGAGGGCUACAUCUACAUGUUCUGGGUGACACCCCAGACUGCUGCAACGCGCAACAGUGCCCACUCGCCACUCCCCAGGGAUAUCGCAUCGUCCAUACUGCCUUCUGUCCCAGAAAGCAACAACAGCCUCCGUCCACCACCUCAACCUCGCAGUGUUAGCGAAGCUAUCGCCGCUGCUCGGGAUCUGAACGCUCUAGCCUCCAAUCCAACAUCAACCGCGCCAGGAACCAUCAGAUUGAAAAUCGGCCGCACGAGUAAUGUGCAUCGUCGACUUUCCGAAUGGACACGUCAAUGCUCCCAUGAUUUGACUUUGAUCCGCUACUACCCAUAUACGCCAUCCUCUGCGUCUUCUUCCCCUGCAAGGAGAUCCGCACCUCGACAGCGCGCCGACAGCAGUGGUCGGAACACUACCCCUGCAGCUUCGCUGGUUGCAGGAAGAAAGGUUCCGCAUGUUCAUCGUGUGGAACGGCUGAUUCACCUUGAGCUAGCCGAUUUGCGCGUGCGCGAUCUUGGCCGCUGCAAUGAAUGCGGGAAGGAGCACCGGGAAUGGUUUGAGGUCGAGGCGGCCAAGGAAGCGCUGCGGAGAGUGGAUGAAUGUGUACGACGAUGGGUUUCAUGGGGAGAGUCCAUGGCGUGA
Messenger RNA from Penicillium canariense, 1212 nucleotides. RefSeq lists its product as uncharacterized. The transcript has a single exon. Lineage: Eukaryota; Fungi; Ascomycota; Eurotiomycetes; Eurotiales; Aspergillaceae. Bases 1 to 1212 code for a protein of 403 amino acids. The record is from RefSeq and is a predicted model, not a curated record.